AUGAGUAAGAAACUUGGACGGCUCUCACCCCGUCGGGCACAUGAGGGAAUGUGUGUGUGUAUGUGUCUGUGUCUAUCUGUCACGCCAGGGGAUUGCGAGAGAGCUCCUCACUUCUCCUCCAAGUACAGUGUGGAAAAGGUGUGGCCCCUGUCUGAUGAUGAAGGCGGCCCGAGCUGGCCACACGGCAGCCAGAUCAACGUCACGUGCUCUUACCACCAUGCACCCGAGUACCACCGUGAAGCGCAUGCAGCUUCUUAUGAGCUGCUGGAGUGUCUCGAUGGAUCCUUCGCCCACAGCAUGCUUCGCUGCGGACGUGAGACUGCCCGCCCCACGUCUAACCAAUGAAUGCGAGACAGGCAAUAAGCGCUGCCCUGCCUGUGUGGUGUGAGUGUCUCUGCAGGUGUGUGUGCAUCUGACGUGCCUGAGUCGCGGGGCUAUGUGAUAGACUCACCGGACAGACAUACACACUGGCCAAUGGCCGGCGAGGUGGCCCCGGGUGUGUCGAGGAGAAUCCGGUGUGACAAUACCAAGAGAUACUUCCCUGUGGAGGGAAGUGACCAUCAAAAGGCUGAGGAGGACACAAUCCAAUGCGUUGACGGCACCUGGACCGCCGCAUCCAUUUUCUGCCGACGUACGUGAGAAGGCAGACCUAACUGGACACUUUGACUGUCAGUGCAUAUACGCUUACCGUUCCCUUCAUCUUUCUGUGGUGAGGCUCUUGUCCCUUCCUUUAUCUUGCUGCUGACGAGAACGCCCCUUCCCGGCCCAAUACCCAUUACGUCCCCUACCAAUACGACGUGGCCAGCCCCCACAACACCACCGCCGACCUCUUCUCCACCGCUGCAUUCGGUGAGGGCAUCGAUGUUGCGACAUUACCUCGUCAUGGCUCCGAGGUGACCCUCAAGUGCCGUUCUUCUGACCUUCCUGGCGAGUCGUGGACACCAGCAUAUUCCGACAAGGAUGCAGCAGGUGUAACGGUGACGAUCAGGUGCACUGAUGGGGCAUGGUCGCCCAUCACGCUAUCUGGCGCGAGUAAGGAAAUAUAAGAGACAAGACAGGUGAAGCGCGGUUGUCUCGCCAAUGCGGUCGCUUGUUCAGAGGAUUGCACUACGGAUGAUCUCAAGGAGAGGCUUGGACGACUGAUGGCCAUGCAUGCCAGUGAAGACACUGCAGGCGAAGGAGGCGAGGCACUGGAUACGGAGAAGUCCCAUCGGUUGAGCAUGGGGAGCGUGUCAUCGUUGCCUGCGGGGACAAUGCCUCCUACCCCGUCGACUGCCACCAAGAGACAUCACUGCCAUCGGAUGAGAGAGAAGAGAUCACGUGCACCAACGGCACGUUUGCACCCAUAA
This is a messenger RNA of Vitrella brassicaformis, 1349 nucleotides long. NCBI's taxonomy places the organism in Eukaryota, Vitrellaceae. The record is from the annotation of a GenBank genome assembly.